AUGAGCGGCGGUCGCGACACGCAUAAUCGAAAGCACGAGACAGAGAGAAGCGACGAUGGAAGAGACGAGAUAUCCAGCUACAUCGAGCUAUCCAGAAAAAAUAGAGAGCUGACUGCUGCUUUAAAGCAGCUGGAAAAGAGGGCUGUUUUGGCCGAGAAGGAAACGAAAGAGCUACGGGAGGCUGAGACAGAGACCAACGAGGGAAAAAGCGAACUCGGUGAGCGAAACUCGACAGAAGAAGGCGGAAAACUGCAAAAUGGACUCAAGAAGAAUCGAAAAUCCAAGAGGAAGGAGGCCAUUAAGAAAGAAUGGGAGAAAGUCGACGCUCGCAUGCUCGAGCUGGAUCAGGAAAAGCAACUCCUGAGGGAGGAAAAACAAGCCCUUCAAGCCGAAAAGCAGACAUACAAAAAUAAAUUGAGACGUUUGCUGGUGCAAGUUUAUUACACGAACGCCAAAAUCCAAAAGAAGGACAUAUCGAGCAACAUGCACGGAGAAGCGGCUGCGGUUGGCGACGCAGUACCGUCCCACAGCGAUGAAAUUAUGGAUCUCGCAACCGAGACGAAACAUGGUCUAUAUGAGAGGUCGCUGGAUGAAGAAAUGCAAAUGGCCUACGAUAGUGAGACGGAAGACGAGGAGCAAUACAAGGGGAGAAGCACUUCCGUGUUGCCGCCUGCGAGCCUCGCUGAAACCGCCAACCCAGGCCCCCCCGUCACAGGCUCCCCCAUUACAGGCUCUCCCAAUUUGACACACGGAGUCCGCCAGCGAGAGAGGUUUAGGAGCUUCGGCGCCGAAGGAGAGACAGCCACUCUAACCAGAACGCCGGAGCAAAUCAAAAUGACGCCAAUUGGCAAAGUGCGCGACAGCGAGGCAAUUUGCGACGCCACUGGGCGAAGCGACCGCCCUUGCUUUCCAGCCCUCUAUCCUCGGCUUUUAGCAUGGAUAAUUUGCAUUGUUCUCAUGGCUGUUGGUAUCGGGAUGACAAUUACAGCAUGUUUGUACCUCCAGAAGGCGAAAAAGGAGCGAAAUCUAUGGCUUGAAGCGAACGGGCUUACUAGAGCCUACCUGCUCGCAAAAGCCCCUUCCGGAGAUGUUGACUAG
Molecule: messenger RNA, 1098 nt
Organism: Akanthomyces muscarius
Lineage: Eukaryota; Fungi; Ascomycota; Sordariomycetes; Hypocreales; Cordycipitaceae
Exons: 1
Coding region: 1-1098 (365 amino acids)
Source: RefSeq, a predicted model, not a curated record